This is a messenger RNA of Suillus clintonianus, 798 nucleotides long. RefSeq lists its product as uncharacterized. The record is from RefSeq and is a predicted model, not a curated record. Lineage: Eukaryota; Fungi; Basidiomycota; Agaricomycetes; Boletales; Suillaceae. The transcript has 5 exons. Bases 1 to 798 code for a protein of 265 amino acids.
AUGAAUAGGGCUCAAGAUGUUGUAGAACGCCAUCUGCACUUGUACAAUGGCAUCCUGGAGUUUGUUCCAAGUCUUCAUAACGAGCUUGACACAAUUUCUACUGACAAAUUGUCGAAGAUCAUCUCCACGAUAACGAAGGGGAUGAGCGACGCACGCUCAACGGCAUUUAGUUCUGUCAAACACAAAGGACUCAAGUAUGUACCGUCUAACAUGCACAGCAAGAACGACGCACUCGAUCCACCAAUUCCAGAACUUGAAGAUAAAUCUAUGCGAGGCAUUGCACAUCCACAGCUCGCCCGCUGGCUCUGCCCACGCAACAAACUUCAUAUAUUUGAUAGCAACCCAGAGGAAGGGAUGGAGAAACUUCAGUCAGGCAAAAUCAAGAUGGCCGCCACAAGUUGGCCUACUGGCUUCUACGAAGACGGUGUUUACGACCCACAAGAUAAGACCAAGGGCCUUUUCAGAAAUCAUGUUGUCGCCCGGUUUUACUCUCACUUGUAUAUUGGUCCCUCAGCUGCGAUGUCAGAGUCUACAUCAAGCAAAGCCUCAAAACAAGCAAGGAACCGCGCAUUUGGCUUAUCAUCAGUGACGAAACACAUUGUUGCAAUAGUUCACAUUAUUACGUACUUUACACUUAGUAACGCACAGCAUUGGACGAAUGAAAUCGGAACAAUGAAUCUCGAGGAGCUGUUUUGGGCUAUCAUCGACAUGCUCGAUGAUGACGAGGACCCGUGGGUUAAGGACACCAUGUCGUGGUGGAACAUGUACGUUCAAAUUCAUCAGAAUCAUCACUACUAA